Centruroides sculpturatus (bark scorpion) is the source of this 1317-nucleotide messenger RNA. Its product is annotated as gastrula zinc finger protein XlCGF8.2DB-like. The transcript has a single exon. The record is from RefSeq and is a predicted model, not a curated record. The annotation marks the transcript as partial. NCBI's taxonomy places the organism in Eukaryota, Metazoa, Arthropoda, Arachnida, Scorpiones, Buthidae. Gene Ontology annotation, molecular function: DNA-binding transcription factor activity, RNA polymerase II-specific; RNA polymerase II cis-regulatory region sequence-specific DNA binding. Gene Ontology annotation, biological process: regulation of transcription by RNA polymerase II. Gene Ontology annotation, cellular component: nucleus.
AAUGAAGGAGUGUUGAUCUUAAGACUGCUUUUAAUAUAUUUAUCAUAUUUUACAGGUUUAAACGAUCAGAACUCAAAUAAUGGGUCUUUUUCCUGCCAAUUGUGUAAUCGUAACUUCAGCCAAUCUAGUACUCUUCGAAACCACCUCAAGACUCACACCGGAAAGAGAUGCUUUACCUGUGACCAUUGUAAACAAUGUUUCGCACUAAAACGUCAUCUGAAAAGUCAUCUUCGGAUUCAUACAGGGGAUAAGCCUUUCAGUUGUGAUCAUUGCGAACGAAGAUUCUCAUAUAAAUGUAGUUUGAUAUAUCAUCUUCGGCUUCACACAGGCGAGAAACCUUUCACUUGCGAACAUUGCAAACGAAGUUUUUCAACGAAAACUGUUCUGAAAACUCAUAUGCAGAUUCACAGCGGAGAGAAACCUUUUACUUGUGAUCAUUGCAAGCGAAGUUUCACAUACAAACAUGCUUUGAUUAAACAUAUUCGAAUUCACACGGGAGAGAAGCCUUUCACUUGUGAUCAUUGCAAGCGAAAUUUUUCACGAAGAGAAUAUCUGAUAAGUCACGCUCUUGUUCACACUGGAGAGAAAUCCUUUACGUGUGAUCAUUGCAAAGGAAGAUUCUCAAAAAAAAGUACUUUGAUAAACCAUCUUCGGAUUCACACAGGCGAGAAACCUUUCAGUUGUGAACAUUGCAAACGAAGUUUUCCAGCAAAAGCUACUCUGAUAAAUCAUAUGCGGAUUCACACCGGAGAGAAGCCAUUGUCGUGUACUUAUUGCUCACGAAAGUUUCGUUUUUCAUCUAACUUAUAUCGUCAUAUUACUAAAUCUCAUAAUAGUAAUAAUCUUAAAUGAAAAUAUCUUUUUGAAGGAAAAUGUGAAAUAACAAAAAUAGAUGGAAGUGGUUGACUGAUUUCAUUUGUUUGAAAAAAAUACUUAAUUAAUACUUGUAUUUAGAUACUUCAUUGUACACGAAGACAAGAAAUUAUAAGUUUCAUUUUCUUGAUUUUGUAAUUUUUAUCUUUCUUAUAAAACAAUUGAUUUUGUGGACAAAAAUAGAAAAUGGUUUUAAAAUUACCUUUAUCUUCGGAGCUGAUCACUGGAAUAAAUAUUUUACAACAUUAUAAAUUAAUUCUAAACAUAAUUAACAAUUAUAAAUACGUAUAAGUUAAGAUAUUUAGCAAUAAAUUUACCACAAACAAAGCGAUCUUCAUGUUGAAUUAGUUAUUCGCCGAACAUGGACACAUCUGAAUCCCAACGCUGUUUAUACGACUUGACACGUGUUAAUUCCCACACAAGCUGUUUCUAUACGUCAAUUGC